AAGUUUGCAGCCAUCAUAGGGCCGGUGUUUACCACCCAGCAGCUGGCUCACAUUGUUCCCAGUAGUAAAAUGCAUGAGAUUAAUUCACUGCUGGACAUGCUGGUGGAGGACAACAUCCUGAAGCGACUGGAGAACAUCGAGAAGCCAGAAGACAAGCGAGGUGCUACCAAGAGGCUGCCCACCUCUGGGCAGUCAGGAAGCGGGGUGGAGAGGUCCUCUGUGAGCAGGGAGACCAUGCAGCGGCAGUCUGAAAUCCUGGCCUUCUGCAACCCACUGCUGUGGGAGGCAACGUAUGAGCUGUGGCCCACGAGGCAGAAGAUAAACAUUCACCGUGAGUGUGCCGCCUUCCUGGAGAGGCACGCACACAAAUGCCAGAGGUGCCACGGAGGGGACUUUGUGGCCUUCCACCGCUUCGGCAUCUCCAGCCCCCAGGAGCAGGGGAGCUGCCAGGGCUCUGCUGAGAAGGACAACUGGAGCAGCUGGGAGGCCUUGGUAGUUGCUGGAGAACACCUGCGGAGGACUAGGACCCUCCCUGCAGAGGGGAUUCUGGCAGAGGGCAAGCAGACAACACUGCAGGCCAAGGACAGUGGCCAGUGGUCCUGCCAGUGUGAAGCCAUCGCCGAAGCGGUGCUUGUGCCCCUGGCUCGCCACUACACGGCAGUGAGCAGUGAUUCCCAAGCCUUCUACUACCUGCUGGAAUCUGCAGCUGCCUACCUGCACGUCUCCAACAGCUCCAUGGUGAGUUACCCUGCUUGCCAGCACGAGCUGCAUUAGCAUGGAGGA
This is a messenger RNA of Phasianus colchicus (ring-necked pheasant), 783 nucleotides long. The record is from RefSeq and is a predicted model, not a curated record. Lineage: Eukaryota; Metazoa; Chordata; Aves; Galliformes; Phasianidae.